Messenger RNA from Vigna angularis (adzuki bean), 1092 nucleotides. RefSeq names its product pentatricopeptide repeat-containing protein At1g62350. The record is from RefSeq and is a predicted model, not a curated record. The transcript is spliced from 4 exons. Gene Ontology annotation, molecular function: protein binding. The coding region runs from base 209 to 973 and encodes 254 amino acids. Lineage: Eukaryota; Viridiplantae; Streptophyta; Magnoliopsida; Fabales; Fabaceae.
AACACUGGAACAAAUGUGAAGCCUCAACAAUAUGCAUCCAUAAUUGUUUCGAAUAUUUUGUUUAUCUGGAACCCUAAACCUCAACCUCGGAGGGAGCAGAGGCGAGAAAUGAGAUCGAGAGGGAACAGAGAGGGAUCGGAGAAGCACUGUUUGAGGCGGAUGACCUGGUUGUGGCGGCCCUCGUCGAGAAACUCGUGAAGAAGCUCGAAUGCGAUCGUGUCGUGCUUUCAACUUUGCUACCGCGGUGUUUGGGGGAGUUUGCUCCAGUUCUCCCGAGCCAACUCAAGAACGACUCUACAUGCAUGGAAGUUAUCUCGUUGGUGCAGCGGUGCGAGCGGGCACCCGUAAUUGGGUCCGUUGGGUUUCGGGUGGGGCAUCGAGUCCGAGCCUUUCGAUAUGGCGGCGGAAGAAGGAGAUUGGCAAAGAAGGGCUGCUCGUGGCCAAAGAGCUCAAGAGGCUCCGGUCCGACCCGGUCCGCCUCGACCGCUACAUCCGGUCCAGCGUCUCCCGCUUGCUCAAGUCCGACCUUGUGGCCGUCCUCGCUGAGUUCCAGAGACAGAACCAAGUCUUCCUCUGUAUCAAGUUGUAUGAAAUAGUCCGGAAAGAAAUAUGGUACAGGCCGGACAUGUUUUUUUACAGGGACAUGCUGAUGAUGCUUGCACGAAACAGAAGGGUGGAAGACUCUAAGAGAGUGUGGGCUGAUUUGAAAGAGGAACAAGUUUUAUUUGAUCAGCAUACAUUUGGGGAUAUUAUCAGAGCUUUUCUGGAUAACGGGUUGCCCUCAGAGGCAAUGGAGAUAUAUGAAGAAAUGAGACAGUCUCCUGAGCCUCCUCUUUCGUUGCCUUUUCGUGUGAUACUGAAAGGGCUCAUUCCUUAUCCAGAAUUAAGAGAGAACGUAAAACGUGACUUCUUAGAAAUUUUCCCAGAUAUGAUCAUCUACGACCCUCCAGAAGACUUGUUUGAAGAUCAUUAGCAGCACAACGAUGGGGAUAAUAAGAAUAUUAUUGCUUACUUCCCUGGACUUUUGGACCACUUUUUGUUUAGAGAGACUACGCAUGACAAGUUUACAAUGAAUAAGUAUUAUUUGCGUCA